Vicugna pacos (alpaca) is the source of this 1593-nucleotide messenger RNA. Lineage: Eukaryota; Metazoa; Chordata; Mammalia; Artiodactyla; Camelidae. The record is from RefSeq and is a predicted model, not a curated record.
AUGUCGCUGGCCCAAUCCCCUGCUACCUCAUGGAUACAGGAGCCACAAUUGGCCAGGCUGGGGCUCCCUAAGGUGCCAGGGGAAGGAUCUCAGAUCGACAUAAAGAGAGAGAGAUACCUAGCUUGGACCCAGGAGAAGUGUUCAGUUGGAGAACAUAGAGAUAGUUUGGUACCUAUGGGGAUGUCCGAGAAAAUUCUGCUGAUGAAUGAACAGUGUGCAUUCAGGACAAGUGUCUGCUCCCGUUCCCUUCCUCGCUGCCCACCACCUCGCCAUCUGACUUCCCUCACCAAGCAGCCUCAAUCAGGUCUCCCCGGCUCCUCACUGGCCUGCAUCUCCCUGAAACUGGACUUGGAGGUCAGUGAACCAAUAGACUUCAGUGCUGGAGAUCAUCAACAUCUGGUUCAGAAAGCAGCAGACAGUCACACCCAGAGCAAAUCUGGUCAGUCCUAUACAGCUUCACCUUCACCUGGGUCACGAGAAGCCGGUGGGAAUCCACACUCAAAGGCCAAAGAGCGAGAGGAUACCUAUGUGGUACAAAUAUCGGAAGAGACCACCCCAGAACACAGCGAUCCUUUACCCAGCCCUUUCUCAGAAGCAGCUGUCCGCAGAGCUUUCAUUGUAAAAGUGUUCCUCCUCCUGUCAGUGCAGUUGCUGGUGACUGGGGCAAUCAUCAGCAUGUUUAUUUUCUGGUGAGCUUUAAGAAAUUGGGUGAUCAAGAAUGCCUGGUUCACUUAUGCACUUUUGCCAGUAUUUUUUGUUGUAUUUUUUGUACUUGCUUGCUGUGGGAAACUCCGCCGUCAGGUGCCUGCGAAUUACAUUCUCCUGGGAUUAUUUACAAUUCUUCAAGGUCUGAUGCUAGGAACCGUGUCAGUUUUCUAUAAUGCUGAGGAAGUGUUAUGGGCGACGGGAACAACUGCUCUGGUGACAUUAUCGCUCACUUUAUUUGCUCUUCAGACAAAAUGGGAUUUCACCUUGCUAAAUGGAAUGCUGUUUGCUUUACUCUUCGUGCUUGUAAUCUACGGAAUUCUUUUAAUCUUCAUACGAUCAUAUUGGUUGCAUCUAUUGUAUGCUGGACUUGGAACUGUGGUCUUCUCACUGUAUUUGGUGAUGGAUGUACAGCUGAUGGUGGGAGGGCGCCACCAUCAUUCCAACCUGGACCCUGAAGAGUAUGUGUUUGCUGCUCUGAACAUCUACAUGGACAUAAUCAACCUCUUCCUUUUUAUUUUGCAACUGGUUGGACUGGGACGGUAGUCAUAUAGCCAAGGCUGGCUUGUGCUGAAAAGAGGGAAGGAGGGAUGCCUAUGAAGUGUUGCCAGGCUCAGACGUGCAGAGGUUACCAAUCCAUAAGCCCUUUUAUUUAAAAAAAUUUUUUUAAAUACUUAUUUUUUUUGGUCAAAUGAAAGCAAGCAUUCAGUAGAUGGUAGCUGUAGCUGUUAUAUGUUUUUAGUUCCAUUGUCACAUUGAAAAACUUUCUGGCAGAUACUUCUGAUCUUUAUAAAUUCAAAAGAUGAGCACAAAAUUAUAUACUUAAAAACAUUUGUAAGAUGCACAUUACUUUGUUGAGGUUUUCCAGGCACUAUUUAAAGCUGUAAA